This is a messenger RNA of Emiliania huxleyi CCMP1516, 660 nucleotides long. RefSeq lists its product as hypothetical. The coding region runs from base 1 to 660 and encodes 219 amino acids. Lineage: Eukaryota; Haptophyta; Isochrysidales; Noelaerhabdaceae. The transcript has 3 exons. The record is from RefSeq and is a predicted model, not a curated record.
AUGGCCGCGCUGAAAGCUUCAUACCCGGGCUGCGGUGUCCUUGCCGACCUCAACGUUGGUGUUGGCGCCGCGUCCGGGUGGGAGUGGGAGCGACUGAUCCUAUCUGGCCACUCUCAGGGCGCCGUCCACGCCGCACGGCUGUCGCAGCGGCACCGGGUGGGCAGGGCCAUUUUCUUUAGCAGUCCCUGCGCAAUGUUUAACGACGAGCUUGCUUGGAUGAGCGGUCCCUUUGCCACUCCGGCCGACCGACUGUUUGGCCUCACGUCUGUCGCCGACAUGACGUGUCCAUGGGAUAGCAGAGGGUGGAACUUGCUUUUUGGCGUCAACCAGGUAGGGGUGAGGCGGCAGUGGGCCAGGAUUGGCAUCACCGACCUUCUCGAGGUGAAUGAGCGGACCCCGCUGGCCUCGUACUCGCCCGGAAAUAGCCACGGCAUCUACCUGGCGAUGAAGCGGGCGAUUGGCUGCUUGUACGUGGACGGCCACACCGAGACCGUUUACGACCUCUUGCCGCCGUGCUGGUACGACCGGAAGCGGACGUGGGGGCUGCUGUUCGGGUGGCGCACGACCGCCAACUCUCCGGCGCAGGCCGCGAAGAACCGAGUCGUCCGCGGGCCGAUGUACGGCCCGGUGGCCGCCCCCGCAAUGAGGCCAAGCGAAUAA